This is a messenger RNA of Spirometra erinaceieuropaei, 392 nucleotides long. Lineage: Eukaryota; Metazoa; Platyhelminthes; Cestoda; Diphyllobothriidea; Diphyllobothriidae. The record is from the annotation of a GenBank genome assembly.
AUGUCCAGCGCCAACGCCAAGCAAUGGCUAAUCUCCGGGCCAUACCUUCACGCGUUCAAGCAAGUAAGUUGUAUAUUGACUCCAACGUUUUAACAUGUUCUUUUGUAUUUGUCCGCGUAUAUGGUGCUCUUAAGCCACUACAAUGGCCCUACGAUGGACCAUUUCGAGUCCUGCCGCGCAAGGGCAAGCAUCGGUCGAAUGUGGCUUAUACCGGACCCUCUUUCGUCCACCCCAUAAGAUCAGCCUUCUUCACCUGCCAAAGUGUCUUCUCCGAUCUCCCUCGCUUACACCAGCCAACCCUGUGCAUUCCCCUACCCCUUAAUCCACCCCUUAUGCGCAGUGGUCGUCAUGUCCGUUUCCCUGAACGUUACCAACUUGUACAUUAUUCAUAA